This is a messenger RNA of Periophthalmus magnuspinnatus, 3160 nucleotides long. RefSeq names its product SMAD family member 4a (gene smad4a). NCBI's taxonomy places the organism in Eukaryota, Metazoa, Chordata, Actinopteri, Gobiiformes, Gobiidae. The coding region runs from base 225 to 1736 and encodes 503 amino acids. Gene Ontology annotation, biological process: SMAD protein signal transduction; cell differentiation; regulation of transcription by RNA polymerase II. Gene Ontology annotation, cellular component: heteromeric SMAD protein complex. The transcript is spliced from 11 exons. The record is from RefSeq and is a predicted model, not a curated record. Gene Ontology annotation, molecular function: I-SMAD binding; RNA polymerase II cis-regulatory region sequence-specific DNA binding; DNA-binding transcription factor activity, RNA polymerase II-specific.
GCAUGCGCACUGGCAGGUGGGUGGAGAGGGUUUUUUCUUGUUUAUUUUCGUGGCUAACCUACUUUAGCCUACGUUAGCCUACUUUAGCCUACAGCGCUGUGCUCGGGCAAACUCCUCACGUCUUCAUCUUUUCGCGGUGUAACGGAGACUCCGGAGUCCGCCGUGUCUGGUACACCAACAAAACAUCCGACCGUCUCCCUUCAGGGUGAAACCUAAGGAGCAAGAUGUCAAUCACAAACACUCCCACAAGCAAUGAUGCUUGCUUGAGCAUUGUGCACAGUCUGAUGUGCCAUCGGCAGGGAGGAGAGAGUGAGAGCUUUGCAAAAAGAGCUAUUGAAAGUCUUGUCAAGAAGCUGAAAGAAAAGAAAGAUGAGCUGGAUUCACUAAUCACGGCCAUCACUACAAACGGUGCUCAUCCCAGCAAGUGUGUUACAAUCCAGCGGACUUUGGAUGGACGUUUACAGGUUGCUGGGCGUAAAGGCUUUCCACAUGUAGUUUAUGCCAGACUUUGGCGAUGGCCUGAUCUUCACAAAAAUGAAUUAAAACAUGUGAAAUAUUGCCAGUAUGCCUUUGACCUAAAGUGUGACAAUGUAUGUGUCAACCCAUACCACUAUGAGAGGGUGGUUUCCCCUGGCAUCGAUCUGUCAGGGCUGACCCUGUCCAGUUCAGGUCCACUUCUGGUCAAAGAUGAAUAUGACUAUGAUAACCAGCAGUCUCACUCGAGCUCUGAAAGUCACCUGCAGACCAUUCAGCAUCCCCCCUCCAGGCCUGGUCCUCAGGAGACCUUCAGCAGCCCUGCCCUCCUGCCUCCUCCAGAGGGCAGCAGCUCAGCUUCAACUUCUGCUUUUUCUACCAUCACUGCUGGACCAUCAAAUCCUACUCCCAACUGGAGCAGAAGCAGUAGCUUCACCCCAGCAGUGCCUCAACAUCAAAACGGUCAUCUCCAGCAUCAUCCACCUAUGCCUCACACAGGCCAUUAUUGGUCUGUUACCAAUGAAAUCUCAUUCCAGCCCCCCAUCUCCAAUCAUCCUGCUCCUGAGUACUGGUGCUCUAUUGCGUACUUUGAGAUGGAUGUUCAGGUUGGUGAGACGUUUAAGGUGCCCUCCACCUGCCCCAUUGUGACUGUGGAUGGUUAUGUGGAUCCUUCUGGAGGGGAUCGUUUCUGCUUGGGUCAGCUGAGCAACGUUCACAGGACUGAAAACAUAGAGCGAGCCAGGCUCCACAUUGGUAAGGGUGUGCAGCUGGAGUGCAAAGGUGAAGGAGACGUGUGGGUGCGCUGUCUGAGUGACCACGCAGUGUUUGUGCAGAGCUACUACCUGGACCGCGAGGCCGGACGUGCCCCAGGAGACGCUGUCCAUAAGAUCUACCCAAGUGCUUACAUCAAGGUGUUUGAUUUACGUCAAUGCCACCGACAGAUGCAGCAGCAGGCAGCCACGGCUCAGGCGGCCGCUGCAGCGCAGGCCGCUGCUGUGGCGGGGAACAUUCCUGGUCCAGGGUCUGUGGGAGGCAUCGCUCCAGCCAUCAGUUUAUCAGCUGCUGCGGGCAUUGGUGUGGACGACUUGCGGCGUCUGUGUAUUUUGAGGAUGAGUUUUGUGAAGGGCUGGGGUCCUGACUAUCCCCGGCAGAGCAUUAAAGAGACGCCCUGCUGGAUUGAGAUCCAUCUGCAUCGAGCUCUGCAGCUCCUGGAUGAGGUUCUUCACACCAUGCCCAUAGCCGACCCCCAGCCUCUAGACUGAGCUGAGGACACAGACUGUACAUACUCAACAAAAGCAAUUAUGGACUUAAAUCACUCCACCUUAGGUUCAGUCUGGACUGAGGAGGACUGCAAACACAGCCAUUCCCAGCUUAGUGAGUUGUGUCGGCAAGGACCUUUGACUCUGCACUAUACCUCAAAUGCACUAGAAACAUCCCUUGUGCUUAGUCCAUGACUUCCAAACAGCUGGAGGAAUAAACAGCACACGUCAAACUGGAGGAAUUACUGCACAGCGGAGACAUAGAGGAUGUGCAUUCAACAACCACUAGUCCCUCUCAAACGGUCUGUCCCUGGAACAAAUUUGGCAAAAAAAACGUAGGUAUUCCAAGUAUCUGAUAAGGCCAAAGUGCUUCUCCAGUGUCUGUGCAGUUGUCGUAGUCACUGCUGGUCCAGUCCUCCUCUGGUUGCUCUUCAGACCCAGUUGGUUUCAUGAAGUGGAGUGACUCCUUCCUUGACUCUUCAGAACAUUUUAAAGUCAUUCAUUGCCCUCGUCCUUGUACAUUGUAACCUUUAUUCAUAUUUUUGCUGACCGUUUUCGUUUACGUUUGUUUGGUUUCUCCCUUCCCCUUUUAAGAGUUUUAAAGUUUGCUAAAACAUUGCCCGAGCCCUUUUAGCAGCACAUCUUUUAAACGAUUAAAACAACUAAUGUUUUACACAACCCUUUUCUUUAUAAAUGUAACUGAAUAUUUUGAAAUCAUGGAUGUUAUCUCACAGAAAGGAAACUAUUAUUUGUACAAAACCUUUUUAUUAGAACUCCAGUGUCCAGAUUAGCACUUUACUGUUUUACAAGUUCUGUCUCGUUGCAUAGUUUUGCUUGUGGUUACUAACUGUUCCAUAUAGUUUUAGCAUAGUUCAUUUUUAUCGCUCAUUGUCCAGAUUAAAGUGUGGUUUAAAGGGAUUUUUUAUGGAUUUUUUUGCAUUGUUGAACACUUCCAUCUAGCGUAGUCUAAUGAUUUCCUUCAGACUCUACAGCACCACACCUCUUAGUGAUUGGUCUGUAUGUGACACUUAAACAUGAGAAACCUAAAACGAUUACUUUUGAGUAAGAUAACAUUAUGAAUGAAAAAGCGAGGAAAUAACUGUGAGGAAGUGUAAGCCAUACUGAAGCCAAAUACCUAAAAGGUGAAAGGUCAUCCAGCUACAUGUCAGUAUUAUGUUGCUUGCAAUGAAUUUUGGUUCCAUCUUCUUGCAGCUCUGUGUUGCAGUAUUUUAUACGUUUUGCUACCUUUACAGUGAUAAACCAUUAAAAAAAAAAAAGAAAAAAAGUUGUAAAUCUUUCAGGAAAUGCAAGUUCAUGCUCAUAAUAUUUACAGAUAUGUCAUGCAUACUGAAGUUUGAAUUAUGUUGGUGUUUAUAUGUAUGAAUAUGGUUGAAUAAAAUGUAAUGGGCUAACACUAGUGCUUUAUA